CACCGCCGGCUCGGAACCUUUGGAACCCAUAUCCGUGCCGCUAUCUCCGCGUCUGGCCGUCCCACAGGUGUUCGCACGUCCGGCCAUUCAUCCGUCCGUCCCUCCUGGGGUCGGCGCUGACCAUGCCCAGCGGCUGCUGCUGCCUACAUCUCGUGUGCCUGUUGUGCAUCCUGGGGGCACCCGGUCAGUCUGCUCGAGCGGAUGACUGCAGCUCCCACUGUGAUCUGGCCCACGGCUGCUGUGCGCCUGACGGUUCCUGCAGGUGUGACCCGGGCUGGGAAGGUCUGCACUGUGAGCGUUGUGUGAGGAUGCCUGGCUGCCAACACGGCGCCUGCCACCAGCCCUGGCAGUGCAUCUGCCACAGUGGCUGGGCGGGCAAGUUCUGUGACAAAGAUGAGCAUGUGUGUACCACACAGUCCCCCUGCCGGAAUGGAGGCCAGUGCGUGUAUGAUGGGGGUGGGGAGUACCACUGUGUGUGCCCCCCAGGCUUCCAUGGGCGUGACUGUGAGCGCAAGGCCGGGCCCUGCGAGCAGGCAGGCUUCCCGUGCCGGAAUGGCGGGCAGUGCCAGGACAACCAGGGAUUUGCCCUGAACUUCACCUGCCGCUGCUUAGCAGGCUUCGUGGGUGCUCGCUGUCAGGUAAACGUUGAUGACUGCCUGAUGCGGCCUUGUGCAAAUGGCGCCACCUGCCUUGAUGGCAUCAACCGCUUUUCCUGCCUCUGCCCCGAGGGCUUUGCUGGACGCUUCUGUACCGUCAACCUGGAUGACUGUGCCAGCCGCCCAUGCCAGAGAGGGGCCCGCUGUCGGGACCGUGUUCAUGACUUCGACUGUCUCUGCCCCAGUGGAUAUGGCGGCAAGACUUGUGAGCUUGUCUUACCAGCCCCAGACCCUCCUACCAUAGGGCCCACUUCAGCUGUGGUAGUGUCCGCCACAGGGCCAGUCCCUCACAGUGCAGGGGCUGGUCUGCUGAGGAUCUCCGUGAAGGAGGUGGUGCGGAGGCAGGAAACGGGGCUAGCGGAGUCCAGCCUGGUGGCUGUGGUGGUGUUUGGAGCCCUCACUGCUGCCCUGGUCCUGGCCACUGGGUUGCUGACCCUGAGGGCCUGGCGUCGAGGUGUCCGCCCCCCUGGACCCUGCUGCUACCCGACUCCACACUAUGCUCCAACACACCAGGAUCAGGAGUGUCAAGUCAGCAUGCUACCAGCUGGACUCCCCCUGCCGCCUGACCUGUCUUGUGAACCUGGAAAGACCACAGCACUGUGAUGGAGGUAGGGGGCUCUCUGGCCCCCUUCUUCACUUCCUAUAUGCCUCAGACUGUAAAGGUUCUUCCUCAACACCCCUCACCUGGGAUAUAAACACUGAGGGACCUCAGCCUCACACCAGAAAUAUUAUUUUUUUAAUUCAUAGAAUGUAAGAUGGAAAUUUUAUCAAAUAAAACGAUGAAAAUG
Messenger RNA from Chrysochloris asiatica (Cape golden mole), 1444 nucleotides. It is a transcript of the gene DLK2, whose product is annotated as delta-like 2 homolog (Drosophila). Gene Ontology annotation, cellular component: protein-containing complex; plasma membrane. Gene Ontology annotation, biological process: heterophilic cell-cell adhesion; establishment or maintenance of epithelial cell apical/basal polarity. Gene Ontology annotation, molecular function: calcium ion binding. The record is from RefSeq and is a predicted model, not a curated record. The coding region runs from base 123 to 1259 and encodes 378 amino acids. The transcript has 5 exons. NCBI's taxonomy places the organism in Eukaryota, Metazoa, Chordata, Mammalia, Afrosoricida, Chrysochloridae.